This is a messenger RNA of Dermacentor andersoni, 2211 nucleotides long. RefSeq names its product endothelin-converting enzyme 2-like. Gene Ontology annotation, molecular function: metalloendopeptidase activity. Gene Ontology annotation, biological process: protein processing. Lineage: Eukaryota; Metazoa; Arthropoda; Arachnida; Ixodida; Ixodidae. The record is from RefSeq and is a predicted model, not a curated record. Gene Ontology annotation, cellular component: plasma membrane.
AUGUCGACCUCGCUGACGGACGUGCGCGGUGGUCGCGUGGUAGCGGCGACGGGGGCAGAUGCCGCGUCCUCCAGGGAGCGGCGUCGUUCCUUGCAAGACGUUGACGGCGAGAUACGUAAGAAGACCAUGCCGACGGCCAUCAUCCAGAAGCCGAACUCCUGCAACGAGCAAGCGAGCUACAACUUACUGCGGCGAACCAACGCCACAACGUCCCUGCUCCGGUCGGUACAGCGCAGUCCCAGCAAGACCUGUCUUCUGACAAACUCCACCGUGCUCCUGGUAGCCGCCAUCGCGGUCACACUUUUGAUCGGCGUGGUUUCUUGGAAAAAGGGACGCAAGCUCCCCCCGCGGGCCGAUGCUCGUGGUCCGCCGCGAGUCAAGCUUUGCCGCGACGAGGCUUGCGGCCGCAUCGGGGCGCUGCUCAAGGACGCCCUGGACGACAGAGUGCAACCCUGCGACGACUUCCACGCGUAUGUGUGCGGCUCCUGGUCGCACACACACCCAGGCAAGAGCGUUGCAGAAGUACUUGCUUCGGCAUUCCUCAGUCGUGUCACUCGACACGCUAGAAAGAAUGCCCACAUUCCACUGAAGCAUGCAGCCGGCAACCAGACGGCAGUUCAGAAGGCUGCAAAGCACUUGGUCGCGUGCGACAACAUCGUCGCCGUUUCGGACGACCAGUCUACAGACGUCAAGCGGGUUCUGGCUGAAGGGGGCAUUGCCUGGAGGUCUGAUAUGAAGAAUGGUUCCCCGACGGACGUCUUGAAGGCCAUGUUCUACAUGUCACAAGUGGUUAAGAUUCCCGUGUUACUGGAUGCGUCAGUGGAACCCAGCUUGGACCGGCGGGUGGUAAUUCGGAGACCAGACAACACGCAAGUAUUACUUGGAGAAAUGAAGAGCCGGUUAAAUGACAUGGCCUCCGAAAAAUACGACGACUAUGUUCGUGCCGUUUACGACAGUUUUUCGGGAGGCGAAAAUUCGUCGGGGUUCGAAGUACAGAACAUAGUCCGCCUAGAGUUUGCAUUGGUGUCCUCCCUGGGCUUUUCUGCUGGUGGUAGCAAGGAAUACAAAGACAGUGCCUGGUUCACUAGCACAUCUUCGGUGCACAAAAUUUCUCGAGCCAUCCCAAAAGACCGCUGGCUGAAGGCGUUCGAAGUUUUCUUGAGCAUACCAGAGGGACGCAACACCCCCGUCGUUGUGCACACCGGUUCUUACUUCCAGAUACUGUUUGCCCUUUACGAGAAGCUUGGGGAGGCCGAUUUCAAUGAGCUCUAUGCUUGGCUGUGCAUACAAGCGCUCGUACCUUUCACUAGCAGACGCAUCGUAUUGGCGCAACACAUGCCUGCUCCCAACACCGUUCUGCAAAGACACAGGUGGCAGUGCUUCAAGAACGCCGAGCGGGUCUUCCAUUAUGCUCUGGUAUACCCUUACUUAGCCGACAUCGUCUCCGAAACGGUCAGGGACGACGUGGCCGCGCUAAUGCGGCGGAUCAGCCGGUCGUUCGGCAAGGUCGUUCUAAGAGCGCGUCCACUGUCGCCGAACAGUAAAUGCACUCUCAACAGCGACGAGAUUUUGACGGGUGUGCACACGGAGAUGUUCAGUCGCGCCAGGCCUGACUACUUCGAAGGCUAUUACGCAGACUUUCCCGACAUGACGCCCAUCGCCGUGACGAACUGGAUGCGAACUGCGGAAUUUAGCCCCCUCUCCGUCACGAGCGGCGACACACCGGGAAGCGUCGGAGACGCCGCGUACGUCAACUAUAGCCGCGCCUGGAGUAGACCUCUGGAAGCGAGUUACCUCGACGCCCCGUGGUACUCGCUGAGGGCGCCCCGCGCUGUCAAGUUUGCCGGGCUAGGUUCCCGCCUUGUCUCGAGGCUAAUAUCCGAGCUGGUACCGAAGAGGCGCGCUUGUGACAAGGCGUUCCUCGCGGAAGUUGAAGGCACAAUUGACUGCCUCGCAACCGUGCAUGAAAGUCACAUUCGAAAUUUCAGCGCAAUCAUUGACGAUGUUCGUGCUGCAGUGCUGUCCUGGACUGUGCUCUGGAAGGCCCUCGAAACGCACGUGGGGUCAAGGGCUAACGCUACCGCGCUCGAACAUUUUCCUCGUCUGUCCGAGCCAGCGCUGUUCUUCGUCCUGGGAUGCCUGUUAACGUGUGUGGCACAUACGCACUCCGAAGAAUUGGCAAACAAUGACGACCCAUUCCGUGGCACAUAG